Messenger RNA from Glarea lozoyensis ATCC 20868, 1581 nucleotides. RefSeq lists its product as uncharacterized. The record is from RefSeq and is a predicted model, not a curated record. Lineage: Eukaryota; Fungi; Ascomycota; Leotiomycetes; Helotiales; Helotiaceae. Bases 1 to 1581 code for a protein of 526 amino acids. The transcript has a single exon.
AUGCCAGAAAGUCCUGGCAUCAUUCGACUUAGGAAUCAACGUCGUAUUGAACAAUCUGACCCAUACGCGGCACUGAGUCACUGCUGGGGAGACCCGGCUCAAAAACCACUCACCACCACAAUCGAAAACGAACGCUCACACGAGACCGGAAUAUCGGUAGAAGUUCUCCCACAAAGCUUUAAAGACGCUGUUGCGGUGGCGCGGUUUUUAAAUAUACGAUACUUGUGGAUUGACUCUUUAUGUAUUCUACAAGACAGUGAGUCUGAUUGGGCGACAGAAUCGAGGCAGAUGGCAGAUAUUUACAAAAAUGCAAAGGUCACCAUCGCUGCAGCGUGUGCGGAAAAUAGCCAUGCUGGCUUCCUGAGAACACGACCUUCUCAAGGCAAAUGCUAUAAGCUAGCUUUCACCAAACCAGACGGCGGCCGAGAAAUCUGGUUAGAAGCGACUACUGAUAAUGAAGAAAAUCCAGUGCCUGAAACAUCAGUGCUUGGAAGACAUCCCUAUGAGCCAUUGCAGAAACGCGCCUGGGUCCUACAAGAACAACUACUGAGUUCGAAAGUCAUCUACUUUGACUCUGAUCAGGUCUUGUGGGAAUGUAAUUCUGUGCAGUAUGCUGAAAGCAGGACUUUCCCUUAUAACGGGCAGUUCAACAGAUACGAUCGGAGACUUUCUCGUAAUUUCCACCUGAACAACCCACAACAAAAAGGUGGUGACACAAACAACUCUACAUCCUCCAUUUAUCUAGAUUGGUACGCGUUACUCAGAGAAUUCCGCCGUCGGGAGCUGACUUACGAGUCAGACUCGCUUCCAGCCAUGUCCGGAUUGGCUAGAGAGUUUGCUUCAAUAACUAAAGAUGAAUAUCUGGGUGGUCUUUGGAAAAGUGACUUAUUCAGAGGUCUCGGCUGGGGAUAUGCCAAGAAAUCGACAAUAGUGACUCGGGGAGUUAGGUCAAGAUCUGCUUCUUCACCUUUGUCACAAGACCUGGCCUUGUCGUUGUCACCGGCUUCUUGGACGUGGGCUUCUAUACCUUCGGGUAGUCAGGAGUUCCUAGGAGGGCCGUUCUUUUUCUCCAUCAGCGAGACGUGGGAGAACGCCGAUACCUUCUUACCAAAUUCAAUAUCGCAAAGACUCAUCUCGUCGGAGACAGUACCUCGCUAUUUGGAUACAAUGGGCCAACUCAAUUCAGCUCGGCUAGUCCUCGAGGGGGCGUGUCGAUCAGUGAAUGUACGGCUUCAUGAUAACGCAAGGCUUGAGAAUCAUCCAUACGGGACUAUUCCGAAAUCCGUGGUCUUUGAAAUUGAUGGAAUGAAAAAACACUAUAAUCAAUACAUAUAUGCUUCGAUCGACCGCUUGUUCCAACUCAGAAAGGAGAUUAAGUUAGCAAGUGACCAAGGGCGGAUAUUCUCCUUGACUUGCUUCCUCCUAGGAAGGACUGAUUUUAUGCAUAUGCACGGCCUGUUGCUCUAUGAAAGAGUUCUAGAGAAUGCUCCAGUGUAUUAUCGAUGUGGAAUGCUACAUAUUACGAUACGUGACAAAUCAUUCUACCAAGGUUGGAGUCAGAAAACACUCACUCUUCUAUAA